AUGAGGUUCAGGCUUCCCCACAAGCGCGACGAACUGCCGGUCGACGCGGACAGCCAAAGACCGACAGAUAAUGAAGCCAUUACAGAGAAAGAGGCCGGAGCCCUACCAACAGAGAUCAACGCCAAGGAAGAAAUCCAAGGUGACAUCGUCAACGCGGACUUUCAGCAUGGUGUCCAGGCCGCUCAGGCCAUGACCCAGGUGUGGUCGUUCAGCCAUAUUGUCGCCGCUUAUAUUCUGAUUUGGAUCAUUCAUUUCAUCAUGGCGUUCGCUUCAGGAAUGAUUUCGAACCUUACUCCCUUCGUCACGAGUUCUUUCGCAGAGCAUUCUCUGACGGCUACAACCUCUAUCAUCUCGUCCUUGGCGGCCGGCUUGGUCAAGCUUCCAUAUGCGAAGUUGAUGGAUAUUUGGGGCCGCCCUCAAAGUUUUGCAGUCAUGGUAGGCAGCAUGACUUUGGGCAUGAUCAUGAUGGCCGCGUGCAACAAUGUGGAGACAUACUGCGCCGCUCAGGUCUUCUACCAGAUCGGAUACACGGGGCUUGACUUCACAAUGACCAUCUUCAUCGCGGAUACUUCGAAACUCAAGAACAGAGCCUUCUGGAUCGCAUUCGUCGCUUCUCCCUACAUCGCUACCGUCUGGGCCUAUGGUCCUGCAUCACAGAGCGCGCUCAACACAAUCGGUUUCCGCUGGGGCUUUGGUGUUUGGGCCAUAGUCAUCCCGGUGGUUUCAGCGCCAUUGUUCUUCCUGUUCUACUACAACCAACUCAAAGCCGAGAAGAUGGGCCUAGUACCCAAGCAUGAGUCCAACCGCACCACUCUCCAGUCUAUCGUCCACUACGUGAACGAGUUCGACCUAAUUGGUAUCUUCAUCUUCGCUCUUGGCAUGGCGCUCUUCCUGCUCGCCUUCAACCUCUACACCAAGCAAGCCGAUGAAUGGCGCUCACCACUAAUCAUCUGCUUCCUGAUCUUCGGCGGCCUUCUCAUCAUUGCCUUCAUCCUCUACGAGAAGUACCUCGCCCCUGUAACCUUCAUUCCAUGGGAGCUGCUCAAGGACCGCACUGUCAUCUUCACCUUCACCAUGGCCGGCAGCCUCUACAUCGCCUGGUACAUCUGGGACAACUACUUCUACUCCAUGCUGCUCGUCGUCUACAACCAAGACGUCACCAAAGCCUCCUACAUCAGCAACAUCUACACCGUCGGCUCCUCCUUCUGGUCAAUAGUCAUGGGCAUCGUCAUCCGCUACAACGGCCGUCUAAAGUGGCAAGCCCUCUACUUCGGUGUCCCCGUGACAAUCCUCGGCGUCGCGCUGAUGAUCCACUUCCGCCACGCCGGCGUCGACAUCGGCUACAUCGUCAUGUGCCAGAUCUUCAUCGCCUUUGGCGGCGGCACGCUCGUCAUCUGCGAGCAAAUGACCGUCAUGGCCGUCUCGCGCCAGCAGGACAUCCCCGCCAUCCUCGCGGCAGAAAGCAUGUUCAUCAACAUCGGCUCUGCUGUUGGUUCGUCCAUUGCCGCCGCCAUGUGGACCGGUAUCUUCCCGGCCAAGUUGAAGGAGAACCUUCCUGCCGAUGCCCAGUCUAACCUCGCCACGAUCUACGGAGACGUCACGGCGCAGUACGGGUACCCGGUUGGAAGUCCCGAGCGCGUUGCCAUCAACCUGUCGUACAGUCAGACGCAGCGGCUCAUGCUGAUUACAGCGACUUGUCUGUACUCCAUCACGCUCGUCUCGGUGAUGCUGUGGAAGGACGUUAACGUCAAGAACAUCCACCAGGUAAAGGGCCGCGUUUUCUAA
Aspergillus mulundensis is the source of this 1785-nucleotide messenger RNA. RefSeq lists its product as uncharacterized. Gene Ontology annotation, molecular function: transmembrane transporter activity. The record is from RefSeq and is a predicted model, not a curated record. NCBI's taxonomy places the organism in Eukaryota, Fungi, Ascomycota, Eurotiomycetes, Eurotiales, Aspergillaceae. Gene Ontology annotation, biological process: transmembrane transport. The coding region runs from base 1 to 1785 and encodes 594 amino acids. The transcript is spliced from 2 exons.